Messenger RNA from Sarcophilus harrisii (Tasmanian devil), 4718 nucleotides. RefSeq names its product ubiquitin conjugating enzyme E2 V2 (gene UBE2V2). Bases 186 to 623 code for a protein of 145 amino acids. The record is from RefSeq and is a predicted model, not a curated record. NCBI's taxonomy places the organism in Eukaryota, Metazoa, Chordata, Mammalia, Dasyuromorphia, Dasyuridae. Gene Ontology annotation, biological process: protein K63-linked ubiquitination; DNA damage tolerance. Gene Ontology annotation, cellular component: nucleus. The transcript is spliced from 4 exons.
CUGAAGCUGGGAGGAGGGAAGCUAUCGGAUCCACCUCUUUCGAGUCAGUUGGAAACCCCGGAGAGGGGGGGGCAGGGAGGUUGGGGUCGGCAGCGUUAACAGCGGCGCGCGCGCGCCCGGAAGUGACGCCGCAUGACGCGGCGGGGCGCGUGCAGGGCGGCAGAAGUCCGGGGUUGCAGGAGAAGAUGGCGGUCUCCACAGGAGUUAAAGUUCCACGUAAUUUUCGCUUGUUAGAAGAACUUGAAGAAGGCCAAAAAGGAGUAGGCGAUGGGACAGUUAGCUGGGGACUGGAAGAUGAUGAAGAUAUGACACUUACAAGGUGGACAGGCAUGAUUAUUGGGCCACCAAGGACAAACUAUGAAAACAGAAUAUACAGUCUGAAAGUAGAAUGUGGAUCUAAAUACCCAGAAGCACCUCCAACAGUUAGAUUUGUAACAAAAAUUAAUAUGAAUGGGAUAAAUAAUUCCAAUGGAAUGGUGGAUGCACGGAGCAUACCAGUGUUAACAAAAUGGCAAAAUUCUUAUAGCAUUAAAGUUGUACUUCAAGAGCUAAGGCGUCUAAUGAUGUCCAAAGAAAACAUGAAGCUUCCACAACCUCCAGAAGGACAAACAUACAGCAAUUAAUUUUAACAAAUCUCAAACUUAUCUAAACCAACAACCUUCUACUCAUGUUAAUGUCUUGAUUAAAUCUCACAAUGCAAAACCCACACAUUAAAAGAAUUCCAGCUGGUAUACAUGACCUGGACAUUUGUAAGAAUAUAUUUAAUAUAUGUACACCCAUUAUGUUUUCAGGCACAAUGGGAAGAAAAAUGCAGCACAAUUUUUUUUUUCCUCUUAUCAAGGCACUAUCAUUUAAGCAUAAACCUGGAGUACUCCAAAUGGAAUUCAGGUUUUACAAGAUGAAAGCAUGGCAAGAAGUGUCAGAUUGCUGUGGAGUAAUGUAUGUUUCAGAAAUCUAAUUUCUCAAGAAGGAAAAUUAUAAAUGGCAUGCUUGAUCCAUCUUGCUUAGUGAAAGAGCUGCAAUUUAAAUUGUUUAAAAUAGCAGGUACAAUAAAUACUGUUGCUAAUUUUGUUUAAUUUUUGAAGAGGUGUGGGUACCAACUACUAGUAGUAACAAAGAGUAUGUUCAGGAUUGUUUUGAUACCUGUAUUUAUAAAACGGGGGGAGGGAUUAAGGGAGGGAGAUGGAUUUCUGUUUUAAAGCAGCUCCUGUGUGUUACAUGUAACAGACAUGGUAAAUACUUGUUUACAGUCUUUGUUAUGAUAAACCAUGAAUUUAAGUUUUAAGUGAAAAAACAAAGGAAAUAGGUGUAUGGAUAUGUGAUUCUGAGAUAAAAGUUAGUCUUAAAAUGUAAAUAAAAUGUGGAAAGUAUCCUCAGAGACUGUGCCAUUUCUAUGAUAUUGCUGUAUUAUAUGUACAAUAAUUUGCCGAAGUAGCUGAAAUCAGAAUUAUUGUAUCCUGUUGAUCUCUCUAUUUGUUCCCCUAUUUUUGUAUAUUAGUUAAUUAGACCUUUGGUUAUAAUUGCAUAGGAGCAAUUACAUAAUUGAUUUUAUCCUGAGAGAAUAGAAAUCCCUUGUAUUGUGUUUUUAAAACCUCACAAUUUUUAAUCACACCAGAAUUUUCAACACCUGUCUCUUAUACUCUUUGUUUUCACAUGCUUUUAGUUUUUUUAAACAUCUUUUUUUUUUUUUUAACAUUUUCCUGUAAAACAGGUUGUUCCCACUAAAAUACUCAGUUACAUGGAAGUAUAUAAGCAUGUCUCUUCUUUUGACUAUACUGUCAGCCCUUGACUGCUUAUGAUAUGAGAAUGAAUUUCAGCCAUACCUCACCCAAAACAUUUCCAAAUCAUAUUUUCAUCAUAUUUAAUAAUGGUUUUCACAUUAGCAGCCUUGGUGUUUUUCCAUUUAGUUUGUUGAAAUGAUUCAAAUUAACAGUAGAUUUUGUAGCAUUGUGUUAUUUUUCUUCAUCAGAUUAUGUAGUUCAUCAAUGUGUAAAAGAUACUUUGGUUAAAUUGAUAUAUUUUAAUAUGCUUCUAACCCUUUAAUUAUAAAAUGAUUCACAAGAAAUAAAUUAUUAUAUUACUAAAGACCACACACAUAGGCGCCACUACUUAUGUAGUGUGUUAAAAAUGUUUUGAAAUAAUUAUUACUGAUUUAAAAAUAUAUUCUACUUCUAAAAUGUUAAUUUUCAAAUAGUUGGAGAAGAAAGGAAAUUGAUGUGGUUUGCCAUAAAACUUUGUAAGGUGUUCAUGGAACUUGGACAGUCUCAGUCAGUGUGCCUAUGUAUGAUAAGUGCUUUUUCACUGUGAGAAACUGUCUUGCCCUACGUGGAAACUCGUAAAAUGUAGUGGGAAUAUAAAUUAUUUACUCUGGGAACUUUGUAUUAUUUUAAAUCAUCUGUAUGCUGUUAAAGUCUUUAUAUACUUGUGAGGUUGAGAAACUAGAACUAUUUCUCUUGUGUUCCUUCCUCUCAGGCCCACAAUUGUGUUCAAGUGUUGGUUUUCCAGCUAUAUGUUGUCUUAAGUUAAAUCUGCAACGUAUAUUUGUCAUUAAUUUUGGGGGACUAUGGAUUUCUGCAGAAACUUGCAUGCCAAUUAAUAAAUUUAGGAAGCAGAAUCCAUUUUUGCAUGCUACAAUUGAGCUGUAUGUAGCAGUCAAAGCCAUGCUGGUUGGUUAUAGAAGGGGGAUAAUAUAGAGCCACUCCUACAAUAGAGUAACAUCUAAACAGGGCAGUUUUUAUGCAAUUUUCCCUUUGUCUCUCUUGAAAAGAGGCUAAGGUCCUAGGAGUGUAUAGUCUUAAAAAUUUUAAGUGAACUGUAAAAUUGCCUUAGAUGAUUGUUUAAAAAGGUUAGUAAGUGAAACCCUUAAAGGGUAAUCAUAUACUAAUAAAGGAUUGUAAAACAACUUCUUCUUGUUCUAUUAGGUCAGUGUUCUCCUUUCUGAAUUGGUCAUAUGUUAAACUCUCCCCCUGUGGCCCACCGGAUCUGAACUAAUGAGAUUUAUAUUCAUGGACAUAAUAUGAUUUUCCAGUGUUUUGGAACAACCAUUUACAACCUUACAAACAUCUAUAUGUAUGUUACAGGGCCUCAUCAUGACAUUAAAAAAAUAGAAUAGUUUAUCAGCUUAAAGAGUAGCUUAGCUUGGCCCAUGUAUAUUCUAGCAAGUAAUUUCAUAAGAAAAAUAAGGUACUUAAAAUGAUAAAGUGAAUGUUCUUAUUUCUUAUGCAUUUUAUUGACAAAUGAAUAAUUUUACUUAAAUACACUAACAUUUCAUCUGUAUAAUUAAAAAGGAACAGUUAGAAAACACUAAUAUUAGUUGUAAAAGAUUUUCACAUGUAUGACAAUAUGUUGACAAUUCUUACUGUGUUAAUCCAAAACGUAAAGACUUGAUGUCAUAGAAUUUGGUUUAGUAGGAAAAUAAAUGUUCAAAUAUGUUUAUAUUUUUAAACUACACAAGCAAUAAUGAUAAUACCAAUUUAGUCUAAGGCUUUGUAAACAUUUAGGAAAACUGAAACUUUAUUUCCCAAAUCAUUUUUUAUAUACUCAAAUUUUAGACAUAUAUAAUUUUGUAAGCUAGGGAUAAGACUAAUAAAUGUUUUAUUUUGUAGAAAGAUGUUAAAGGCUAAAGAUAGGAAUGAAACAGAACAUGUUGUACCUUAUUUGUGUGCUUCUAUAGUAAAUUUAAUUUAUGAGUUUUGGCUUAUUUUCUUAGAUAUCAAAAUGUCAGAUUAUUUUUUGCUAAACAUGUACAUUCUAGUGUAUUUUAUCAUAUCUUAUAACAUUAGUACAUUCCAUUAGAAUGGAAUUCUAAUACUUGACAUUUUUAUUUUUAUUUUUUGCUUAUGAUGUCUCCUUUCCCUAAUCUCAUUCUAUAGUUAAGCAAAUAACCAUUACUUAAAUUUUUUCCAAAUACUACCUUGAUAUUAUAUAUAGAUAAUGAUAUAGAAGUUUUUCUUCUUUUUGUUUGAAGAUUCAACUUUCAGGGUUUUAAAAGUGUAUGUAUAUAUACAGUGUAUGUGUAAAGAUAUACAUGGAAAAGGAAUGUAUAAAAUAUAUUAAGAGAGGGGUUACAUGGGAAAAUUUGGUUAAAUAAUUUAUAUUUUUUAUAAUGGUCUUUCAAAUGAGAAUGAAUAAGUUUUAUCAGAAGUUACCAAAUAUAUGAAAUGGGAAUAUCCGGGUGAUAGUGCUACUUAGAAAAUGCUAGUAGGUUUUUAUUUUAAAGUAAUUAGAAUCAUGGAAAAUGACAACAGAAUGGUUCCCAUGAGACUUUAUUUCUAGAGGAAGCCUGAUAAUUAGAAAGAAAGAAACCAGUAUAUAAAAUUAAUGGGGGAAAAAAUGGUAAAACUUUUGUUUUGAGAAAGUGCUGUUGAAUUUGUACUUUUUAAAAAGAUAGAUAUGAAAACUCUACUACUGUUAAGUACUAAUUGGGAUGUAUGCUAUCUAAAGUGUUUUAUUAGCAUAUAUACCCAUCACGUGCUAGGUCUAGUGAAUAAAACCCAAACCAGGUUAAUUUCUGGUUGGUGCAAUUUUUUGAUGAAUCUCAGUAAUAAUCAAGUCUGUUUACAAAUGUUAAAAAAAGACCCUGGUGGGUUUGCCCUUCUAGAGUGAAUAUUUGAACAAGUGUGUAAGUAUUGUAUAAGUGUCCUUUUUGUUGUAAACUGUCAGUUAUGAGUCCUGAAAGAACCUGGUUUGGGUUCUGAUUAAAUUAAUAUUUACUCUUG